This is a messenger RNA of Rhineura floridana, 1997 nucleotides long. It is a transcript of the gene NXNL2, whose product is annotated as nucleoredoxin like 2. The record is from RefSeq and is a predicted model, not a curated record. Gene Ontology annotation, biological process: sensory perception; photoreceptor cell maintenance. The transcript has 2 exons. Bases 795 to 1265 code for a protein of 156 amino acids. Lineage: Eukaryota; Metazoa; Chordata; Lepidosauria; Squamata; Rhineuridae.
AGGCGUCUAAGUUCUUCACAAAACGUGCUGUUCUCCUAGGCCCGCGUCAGCGAUUCUGGAGCGCGUUCCUGGGGGCUCUUCCAGCUCGAGCGAGGCAGAACUGUUGCUUCAUCUUCGAAGCAGAGCGAUACACGCCCCGUUGUGCAGUCAGACCUAGGGAGGCACCUAUCAAGAGGCUGAGCCUUCCAAGCCCUCCUCUCCAGCCAGGCUUUCGAGGGCUAUUUUUAGACGAGCUCAUUCCCUUUAUAGCCGUAGCAAACAAAGGCAUCCUCCACCCCAGCCUUAAGGUACUUCCCGCGCGCUCCACGGAUUGAAGCCCCGCCUGGUGUCCUUUCUCCCGCCCGCAUCGCCUGCCGAGCCGGUGCCUGCCGCCGGCUCGUUCGCCUCGCAGACGCGCUUGAAAAUUUGCCUGUCCCAGGGAAGUUUGGUCGGUCAGAUUCAGCACGUGUUGCCGCUUCACCCCGUCACCAGCAUCCCAAGGAGCUGCAGCGCUCUAGGGGAGAAAAGAAGCCCAUUCAGGAACCCAGGAGAGGAAGGAAGAUCUUUUUCUCCCUUUUGUUUGGCUCCUUAUUACAAACAAACAAACACCACGUUUGCAGCGCCCGAAGAGUGUAGAUGCUGUGCGCGGCGGAUCAGCUUAGAAAUCCAGAUCACGUCUAGCACGUGGCUGCCUUUUUCCAAAGUAGCCUCGGAACCGGGGAUUGGAGUGGAGAGAAGCCUCCCCCGUUCGUUUUCCACGAUCCUCUUUACCUCAAAGGCGUGUGCCCCCUCGCUUUCCCAGCCCUGGUCUGAGGAUGGUGGACAUUUUCAGCGGGCGACCCCUCGUGAACAGAGAGGGCCACGCCGUGGAUCCCGAGCAAACGCUGCAGAACAAAAUCGUGGGCUUGUACUUCUCUGCCGCGUGGUGCUCCCUCUGCCAGGAUUUCACCCCCCUCCUGUGCGACUUCUACAGCGAGUUGGUGGAGGACGCUCCCUCGCCGGCCCCUUUCGAAAUCGUGUUCGUCUCCUCGGACCGCAACCAAGAAGAGAUGGUGGAUUACAUGCACAACAUGCACGGGAGCUGGCUGGCGGUGCCUUUCCACGACACCUUUAAGCAUGAGUUGAAGAAGCGAUACAACAUCACAGCCAUUCCGAAACUUGUGAUUGUUAAACAAACUGGAGAAGUCAUCACUGAUAAAGGAAGGAAACAGAUACGGGAAAGGGGACUCAACUGCUUCCGAAACUGGCUUGAAGGGGCAGAUAUCUUUCAGAAUUUCUGCAGCUGAAUCAGCAGCAGGACUUUGCUACAUCUUUUGUAUAUCCAGAGUUUUCACUGUCACACAACUAGACCAAGAGGAGAAAUUAAAUUAUCUUUGGAUGGUAUCCAAUUUAAGUGCUACUCAGAGUAGACCUAUUGAAAUUAAUGGGCAUGACUAACUUAGGCCCAGUACUUUUAAUGGGUAUAAUUCUUCAUUUUAAUGCUGUUUUGCUUUAUUUCAAAUUCUGUGUUACUGGAAAAGUUCAGCAUAGCUAGUCUCGAUGUACUUGUCCUUCUGUUCUGUAUUAUUAUAUUAUUAUUAUUAUUAUUGUUGUUGUUGUUGUUGUUGUUUAUGCUUUUAUUACAUAGAAGGUAACCAAAUCAGUCCUAACUGAAGGAUUUGAUAAAGUUCCGCUUUGUAUAUUAGGGCUGUCGUUGGCACUGAGAAAGAGUGCCCUCUCAAAUCUAUGCAAGUACAUUAUUUUUGCAAAGAUAAAAACUAUACAGGGAACACUUUAUAUGUCUUCACAAGAAGACUUUUUUUUGGAGUAUUGAUCUAUAAUUUAUAUUACUAAACUGAGAGAAUUUGCUUUAAUAAAUCUGUUUACAGCUUACCUGUCUUUCCAUGACUCUAUCAUUGCAUGUUAAAUUGAAAAGGAAAAAUUGAUAGCUUAUCUAUUGCUUCUCUUGCUAGCAAUGUUAACUGCUUCACUUGUACAGGCUUGGUGUAUGCAAAUGUGAUCCACCAAGCCAAUCUCAG